Cylicocyclus nassatus is the source of this 3906-nucleotide messenger RNA. The record is from the annotation of a GenBank genome assembly. Lineage: Eukaryota; Metazoa; Nematoda; Chromadorea; Rhabditida; Strongylidae.
CAUCCAAUCGCAACUCAAUAUUAUCGAGAAGCCAUAAGUGAACUCCUCUUGGAAAUCGGACAAUUUCUUGAAUCACAAGAGCGACAUCAGUCCACUAUGGACGAUGUUAUAGAAGCUCUCACCCUUGAUCGCGCAAAUACGGAUGAAAUGACAAGGAAGAAGUCGUCCGCGAAAAAAGCUAAUGCGGAAGCAAUUGUGGCGGACGCCGGGGAUACUGUACAGGAAUUGAGUGGCAUCGAUGAUUCAUCUCAACUCCAGCAGCAGAUAUCGCAGUUAAGAGAGUACUCAUCGCGACUAGAAACGGAAUACAACGAGAAGUUAGAUGAGUUAAGGAAGGAAAACGAUGAGUUGAGAAAGACUAUCCGAGAUUCCACAUCUCUGCUUCAGGAUCUAUCACCGGCAGGAAACGAUGGCUCACUCUUAACUGAAGAGAAACAAACGGAGGAACUCCUAAACCAAAUCAAUACCUCUAAUGCCGAACUAAUACAGUUGCGAGAAAAUCACAAAGAAGCUCUUGAUCUUAUAUGUUCGUUGAAAGUCGAAGUAUCAGAUUUGAAAGAAAAAGUAUGCGAUCGUGACAGAAUCAUAGAAGAAGCCAAAGGACAUUUGCGCUCUUUGGAGGAAAUUUCAGAACAAGUCGACCGCCGCCUGCUUAUUGAGGCCGUUACACAGACAUCUACACCUGUUUCAAGUUCUGUAGAGGAAAUAACCGUUAAUGCUCAGUCUGAUGAUAAAACUGUCAAUACGGAAGAACAACAACUAGUGGGUGAACUGACCUCGCUGGCUGCAACUGGUCAUGAAAUCGAAGAUCCAGAUGUUCCCGAAACAAGCACAGAAUUGUGUGAUAGAUGUGCUGAUUUGGAGGCUGAGCUCACGCAAGUUCGUACGGCCUACAAUUGCUCUCUUGCUGAAUUGGCAUCCACUCAGAGGGAUAAUGAUGAGUUGACAAAGGCUCAGGAUAUUCUCCAAGAGCAAAACGAAACUCUCCUCGAAAAAAUCGAGCAGUUGAAAAGAAGAAUCAAUGAAAUCGAAGAGACUGAGCGCAAGAGAAUAAUGGAGUACGAGGAACUGUCAAAGAGUUUUGAGGCCGAAAGAUCUAGAAUGAUUCAGGAGAGGGAAGAACUUUGUGAGAAAUUAGAGGAUAGCACACACAAGGCCGACUUUUUGGAAGUUGAUCAGGCUGAAAAGCGGCAAUUAUGUGAGAAUCUGGCGACACAGUGUGAAGAAUUGGAAAGAGAGCUAGAAGAGGAAAAAGAGAGGUACUCGAAAUCAGUAGAACUCAUCAACUCCGAGAUGGAAACGCUGCGGUAUGGUUAUGGCUCUACUCUAGAAAGCCUAGAGAAGGCUAACUUCAGAAUUGACGAAUUGGAGAGCGCUUUAUCCUUUAAGACAAAGGAGCAUCAGACUGCGAACGAUCAGGGUGAGCUUCUAGAGCGAAGAAUUGUCGAGCUUGAAGAGACCGUCAAAUCUACCGAAGAAGAUCUUGAAGCGACUCGAUCUGCAUUCGCUACCCAAAUGGGCGAAAAUCACCGCCUGAAGGCUGAACUUGCUUUGUUGGAACAGAAAAAUAGCGAUACUCGCGAAGAACCGCAUGAUCUUCAAAUGCGCCUGGAUGCAGUCGAGUUAGAACUUAUACAGCGCAAGGAGCAAAUCGAAAUGUUGGAGUCGAAGAAUAAGCAACAAGGCCACAAAAACAUCGAGUUACAAAGCAAGAUCUCAUCAUUAUCGGAACAGAUAUUAACUUUAGAAGUUGCUAUACGGGAUAGUGAGAAUGCCUUGGUUGAUGCGCAGGCGGAAUCAGCUUUGGAAAUUGAGGAGCUGAAGAGCAAGCUAUCAAAGUCGAAUGCUGCAGUUGAUACGCUGUUAGCACAACUAGAAGUAGCAUCGAGGAAUGUGCCUGUGGAAGAAGUGGAAAAGCAGCUGCGCGAUGUGCAAGUUACUGCAGAAAACGCGAAGUUUACCGUCGAUGAGUUGGUCGAGGAGAAUGAACGUCUCUCGAAUGACCUUGCGCAAGUCAAACAGUCGCUGAGUGCUGCUGAGCAAAAGUUGACGAAUUCUAGUAAGGAUAAGGAAAAGAUAGAGGAGAAAAAUCGGAUGCUCCUUACUGAAUUGGAGGCUGUUCGGAAAUCGGAAGACAGUUUGUCAAAGGAACUGUGGACGAUGAAGGAAGAACAGUUAGCUCGUGACUCGAGUAGAGAAGAACUGGAUAGAAAGACCGAGUCCUUAUGUAAUGAAGUGAAUGGUUUGAAGCUCAAGGUCACAGAGAUGGAAGCUCGCGAAUUUGGGUUGAUGAAAGAAUUGACCGCUGCUCGUGAGUCAGAACGAUCGUGGCACGAACAAGAACAAGAAUUGAAAGCAGCACGACUCGAAAAAAACGAGCUUAGACAAAAAUUCACCCACUUGGAGCAAGCAUACAAAGAUCUUCAAGAACGUCUGGCGACGACUGAGUUUGAAUUUCACAAUGCACAAGAACGUGUGUCCACACUGGAGGCGGACUUGGAAGAAAGAGAAACUGUGGCUUCAGAAGCUGAACAGCUUAGAAAGGAGUUGCUAUCGAAGGAGAAAAGAUUAGACGCGUUAAAUGACAGAGUGCACUUGCUAGAAGAGGAGCUACUCGAAGCGAAGAUCAGUUCCGACAAGCUGAAUGAAAGUAUUGAGGAACUUACAAAUGCUGUGACUGACCGUGAUUCAGCGAUUGCAGGUUAUGAAACAGAGCUGGCUGUACUUCGAACUGAGCUUGCCAAGCAUAGAGAACGUGUAAACGUCACACAUGUCCAGUCGUCCGUGGAGCUGAAGCGAUCAGAAGAGACAAUCAGUCACCUCAGAGAUGACAAUGUUCGGUUGGAAAAAGAACUUUUCUUGGCUCACGAGCAGUUGGAGUGCACGAGAUCCGAGUUAGGUGCGAUGCGCCAAUCACUAGAGCAUGGUGAGUCGCUUGCAAUGGCUACCAGAAAUGAAAAUCAACGGCUAGUCGAAGAGCUGCAACGAGCUGUAUUUGAACGAGAACAAACUUUCAUUAUGGCUGGGGAAGGGAGAGAAGCAGCUGCACGUGUGAUAGCACUGGAGAGAAGCAUCGCACAACUGAAAGGUGAACACGAUGAGAAAAUGGAGCAGGUUUUGAGUGACUUGGAAGCUAGUGAGCAACGUGUACAUGCUCUCAGUGAUUCCGCGGAGCAAGCACGUCUUCAAUAUGACGAUGCCGUGAGAAAAAUGGAAUUCUAUCGGGAACGAUUCGAGCUAGCCGCUCAAGAAAUAGAAAGUCUUGCUCGCGCCAAUGAAGAAGUACGACAUCUUGAAGCCGCACUCGAGCAGAAUCGCGCCGAAAAGGCGAAAUUAUACGAGGAAUUGACCAAUUCGCAAUCGUACAUCGAUCGAAUUGUAACCGAGAAAGACGCUCUUCUUGCUCAGCUAACGGCUCUAAAUGGACAGUUGGACGAGAGGACUAAUCGACUGCGUCAAGCUGGAGAGGCAAAGAUGGAUACCACUUUGAGGAUAGUCGAGCUUGAAUCGCAAGUUGCUAGCCUUUUGCGUGAGCGCGAACAGUCAGCUGAGCACAACCCAGAUAUUCCGUCGUCAAGCGGGGUCAAUCAAACACCACCUGUAGAACACGUUGCUGUACAGAUCGAGUCUAUGGAGCAGAGUCAUGCUGAGAUAAGCCAGCUUCGAACGGAUCUACAACGAGCGGAGAGAAGGAUAGCGGAGUUGGAAGAGUUUGAGGAAAUCGUCGGUGAUGACCCGAACUUACUCAAAAGCAGACCUCCACAUUCGUCAGAUCAUUCAGAGAAUGCAGAGUCUGCACACUUCGUCUCUGCUUCUACACCGUUUCCCUCCCUUGUCACACUUCUGUCAAGGCGUUUCGGCAUCUUACGUGGAAAAACAGACGACACAGCAUCAAUUUUCAACUAA